CGGCGGUGGCUACGCUGAGGGGCACGUCUCAGCGUUUAAUCGACUGAUUUCAUUCUUCAAAUGUUGCCGUAUAAGCCGCCCGGACUAUAAGUCGCAGGGACAUUUCCAGCGUGAGAAUCAACGUAUAAGCCAAGGCUUGUAUUCCGAAAACUACGGUAUACUUCCUCCAUAGCGCCCCCUAAUGACUCAAUUUGUGCAACACGGAAGCAUCCCUCUUGGAUGUAGAACACGUACAGCCGCGCAAGGACGUACAUAGGCGGGGAAAUCCCGACUGUUGCAAUGCGACGCCAGGCAGGAAUUUCCACAAACCAGUCACAAGCCCCAAAUUAGCAUACUUGGCCCUGCUUGACGAGGAGGCUGGAUGUGCUGUUUUCAUUUGUUGUUCCUACAUUCCGUCAUGGUUCCUGUCUCAAAACCGGUUUACUCUGAAGAAUUCAACUGCUACAAGCUUUAAAUAUGCCAAGAAGAAACAGCCCACCAACGCCAACCACUCCCGGCAGCUCCACCAACGGCUCGGAAGCAUCUGAGGGAGACUUUGUCAUCCUUCCCCGGCCCUCGCUGGACACUGUCAGCAGCACGGCCGGCAGCCACCACCACCACCAUCCGGCAGAUCUCCAGCUUCGGUCCCAGGUCUCGCCCACGGCUACAGUCAACGGCGGCCCCAACAUGGUGACCAUGAUGCAGUACGACCAGCUGGUGAGCACGGUGCGGGGCAUGAAGGAGGAGAACAACAUGCUGAGAGUCCAGCUAACCGACAUGGUGCAUACGAUGGAGAACCGUACCAAGGAAUUUCUCCAAAUGAAAAACAGCAACCGGCAGGUGACAGAACGCUGCAAGGAACUCCGCAAGCUGGCCAACCUGGAGAUCACCAGGUUACGCAACCAGGUCCAGAACCUAGAAGAUCAACAGCAGGCUGACGACCAGGAGAAAAGUGCCCUGAAAGUCCAGAACGAAGAAUUGAAAGAGAAGGUCCACUUUUACGAGUCCAAAUUACAGCGGCUUGAGGCGGAGUUAAAAGAAAAGAAUGAAGAGGUCAUGGUUUUCUUUGAACGGGACAAUUCUAAAUCAAGCAGCGAGGACAUAUCGGCACAAAUGCCAAUCUCCCUACUUUCUCAACUCAAGAAAGACAUUAAGGAUGUGCAGGGCACGAGAGCGGACAUCCAAACCAACUUUGCCACCUUGGAGCAGGUGCUCCAAAAGUCGGCCGCAGAGCUGAGACACUACAAGCAGCAGGCGGACCUCUUAGUGCUCGAGAAGCAGGACCUGUUGGCCCUCAACAAUGAGUUGCAGACUAAAGUGUCCGUGUACAGCAAUGGCGCAUCCUGGCAAGGCAGCCGGGGCACGCCGGUGUCAGCUGUGGGAUCGGAUGUCACGUCAGAGAGCGACACCCUGCAGGGUGCAAUGGAGGGCUCCGGCAGCCAGUUCCAACUGCCCCCUCCCCCCUUCAGUCCAGGCCAGGCCUUGCACAAGUCCAGGGUGGCCCUCCAGGACGUCCUGCUUCAGCUGCAGGCUGAGAGGGACAAAGUGGCCAGCCUGAUGGAGGACCUGAAGAAGGAACGGAUGGAUCGGAACAAGAGCGAGACCACGCUGAUGGAGCAGCUGCACGCCAGGAGCGGAGAGCACGACAUAGCCCUGGAGGAGCUGAAAAAGAAGCACCAGGAGCAGGUGGAAGAGCUAGUGGGGAAGCUAGAUGAACUGGCGAUAGCCAACCAGGAGCCCCACCACAGCAUGGAGCUGAAACAGCAAGUCCGAAGUCUGGUGUGCGAGCUCCAGGAACGGGAAAAUGUCCUACAGCAGCAGGAGCACUCGGUGAAAGACCUCCGCGCAACUAACGAGGCCCUGAAAAGCAAGAUAGCAUUGUACCACGACGAACUGGAGGAAGUCCGGAAACAAGAUUCCCAAAUGAUUGAAACUUUGCGAGAGGAGCUGAAGAGGCAACAGGAUACAUACCAGUUGGAGAAACAGCAGAAACUUAUUGAAAGAAUGAACCAUGACAAGUUGAUGGAUGACCACAAACACUUAAGGCAGGAGUACAACCAGUUGUUUGCCGACUACGACAACCUGAACCGUCUGUACGAAGAGCAGAGGAGCCGAAGCACACAGGGGGUGAGUGCCGCUGCUGUGCGCGAGCUGGCCGAGCAGCGAGACAACCUGACGGCCCAGCUGAUGUCGGCCGAGGAAGCCAUCGGGGCCAAGCAGAACCAGCUGGAGAAAGUCCAGAGGGAACUCCAGGAGGCCAAGACGGAGCUGGAGACAGUCCCAGUUCUUCAGGCACAGGCCGAAAUCUACAAGAAUGACUUUGAUGCGGAGAGGGAAGCACGGGAGAAGGCGCACACGGAGCGUGAAGCCCUGAUGGACGAGCUGGAAGCCGUGAAAGAGCUUAACCAGCAGAUGCAGGACCAGCUGGCAAGCCACGCCCAGACCCAACUGCAGCAGAUGCAGCAUCGCCACAGCAACACCCUCGGUGGCAGCAGCGGUGGAGGAAGUGGAGGUGGAGUCGGCAGCACACUCUAUGAACGUUUCAUCUCCCGCCCCCUGAAUGCCCUGAGUGGUGCACAGGCCCGGAGAAACGACCAGGGCUAUGCUGGUGGCCGGGACUAUGGUAGUGGUGGCCCUUACGAGGAGGAGCCCUACGACACCAUCCCGGAGAUGGACCCAGGGGUGGAUGUCGAUCAGGCUGGCCGGGGCACAGCAGACCUUGCCAACGCAGGAAGAAUGUCUCCAGGAGUGGUAAGUCAUGACCAGAGUCAUAGUCAGCAGCCCAUCACCAACCCCACCUGCCCUAAAUGCCAGAAUGAGUUCCCGGACAUUGACACACUCCAGAUUCACAUGCUGGACUGCAUCAGGUAGAAGACAGGAUCCCCCCAUCCCUCCUUUUCAGGGCUGAAACUUUCCGGGCCAUGUCCGGAUCACUCGGCUGCGACUGGUAGAAAUACACAGGUCUACAGGAAAUGGCUACAGCCACAGGCUUAGUGGCUUCCACAAGGGCGCAUGUUACCAUUAGCCACAGCCGGGUAAUUCGGACUUGGCCAAACUUAAUACCGACGGAGAAAGUGGUGUUAGGUGGAUGUCGGAGACGGUGCAAUGAUUUGUAUGCAAGAUGCUGACCAAGUCUCAAAUUGUAUUGAUCCAAAUGUUUUGGAGACUUCACACUAUGAUGGAAUGCCUAACUGUUGACUCCUUCGCUGUUACAGAUGAGAUUAGGGUGGAUGAGAAAUCCACAAAAUCCAGUAAAACAAAGCGAAAGAAUUGUAAAAAAGUUAAAAGUUUAGUUUUUGAGUAAAAAGUGUGAUUUUUUUUACUGUUGAUGAUAUAUAUGGACUUCUGGGUUUAGGUUUUUUGUUUAGAGUACAUAGCAAAAUGUUCAAAACUCUAAAGAAUCCAGCAUUUUUGAGCUAAAUCCAGAAAAAAACUUUUGAAAUCGUAUGCCUGGCCGUCUUAUCACUAAUCAGAGCCUCAUGGUGAAAAUGUCUCUAUAUCAAUGUCAGAUAUUUUCAAUACUUUCUUCAAGACCAAGAAUGCUGUAUUAUUUUUUCAAAUAAGCAAGGUUUGUUUUUAUCACUGCAGGAAUCUUAACAUUUAAUAAACAAGAAAACCAUCAAUUAUUUGCAGUUUUACAGGAAAUUCUAUAUCGUCCUUACUAGAUUUUAGUGGAUCAUUCUGUUGGUUUGAAUUCACUAACUACUAAGCUUACUAGCACAUAAUGCCGUAGGAACUCAUGACAUGUUCUGCCAAAAAGGUGCAAGUACAUUUAAUGCAGUGAGGAUUGUCAUGUAGGAUGCAUGCAGUGCCCACCAUGGAAGUUUCAUCCCAAAAGUCUUCAAAUGCAAAUCAAGAAGGCGAAAUUUGAUACGCCAAUCGAUCGAAUUCACCCUCGGACAAGCAAUAUUUCACUGGGUUUAAUUCAGUAUGUUGAACUGUACAGUGAGGCCGUAUUUUCUUGGAUCGUUAAAUGUACCAAUUUGUUCAGUGUCGUGCAUGUGCAUGAGUGUUGAGACUGUAUUUCUUGUAACUAAGCACCUUUGUGGACUGGUUAAACUGUGGAAUUUUGUUCAAAGUUUGAGCAACAAAUGCGUGUUCUUUUAUUGCAGCAACAUGGCCAUGUUUACAUAGGCAAUUAGACAGGCACAUAAUAUCUGUUGUAAAUUUAUAUGUACAUACAUCAGUAAAAUUGACAAGGAAAUGACCAGAAGGAACUGUUAUAUUUUACACCAAUAAGUACUUUCUUUUACCUUUAAGUUAUAUUUUCCCAAUUUGCAAACCAGAUAAUCCUUGAUAUUUACUCAAUAGUUCAUUUAUUUUUCUUGGAGGAUGACAUUGUACAGAAAAGGUAUAUGUGAAAACCAAAAAACAAUUACAUGUUAUCUGAAGGGAAUGUGUUUAUGGAACAUUGUAUUCUCCUUGAUAAGGCAUCCAUGUCCACGUUUAUACUCUAUUGUAAGGUGUACUUCGUCCUAUCACACGCAUUUGAAUAAAUGUACGAGCAAUCUUUGUGACCGACUCGUUACUUCUUCAAAUAUUCUGGCAGGUAGUGUUACUAUCAAAUACUACCUUUAAUCAAUGUUCUUUGACUUUGAUGGAUGUUGUGGGGUUUUCUCUGGAGUGGAACUGGGGGUAAACAAGUAUACAUCUGAUAGAGUUGAUGACUCUGCAACAUACCGUGACCUUUAGAGAUCAGCAUUCUGAUGUCUCGUAUUGGGACCUGUAAAUACCUGAAGACGCAACUGUCAGCUGUCUUCAGUUUCUAAGUAGUACUAAGUUUAAUAGUUACCAGAGGAGCACUGUAAUUAAGGCAAUAGAUGAAUUGAUACCAUAUAUAUAACAUUAUAUUGGGAUUGUGUUCAAGUUGUAUUAGGUCUUCAUUGAAGGGUUAAAUAGAUUGUCCUUGCCAAUUUUAGCACAUACCGGUUCACGUCAAAAAAAAGUGUUUAAUGUCAUUAGGGUGCAUUUAGAGUGAACAGAAGCAGGGUUGUGGUUCUGACAUGAAGACCUGUGCUUCCCUGUGCACGUGUUCACAAAAUUCACUUUUCUGGUUUUCUUUUUUGGGGAAUAUCCAAUUUUAAUAUGAAAGCUUGAAUCAGGAAGAACAUACAACAGACACAUAUUUGAAUGAAAGCAACAAUUUUCCACCAGUUGCUUGAAUUCUCGACUAAACUCUUUCCAAAGCUUCUGACACAUUUGAAAUUGACAUAUUGAGAGACUGACCGUGUAAGGGAGCAUUCAAUUCAAAACAAAUUUUCAGGAAUCCAACAUUAUAUUUGAAUUAUUUUUCAAAGUGAAAUUGGCUUGGAAAACUUGUAACACGACCGGUCAGGAUUUUUUGUAAUGUGCUACGUACUUGUAUAUUGAAGUGUUUGAUAUUUUGUUGGCGACUCAAGGCAACAACUGUGAAAUAAAGAGCGUGGCAAUCACUGUGUAGAAAAGCUGUGCAAAUAUUCAAAUAAAAGCUUGCUACACUCAAGAGGACAAUGUGGUAUUACAAUCUCAGUUGCCCCCCCAAAAAUUGUAGAAACUUGAAAGCUUAUUGAGACAGCUGGAAAUGUACUUGGACACUGUAUAAAUGUUCCGUUCCAUUUUCUAAAGAUAAUUGAUGGUAACUUGAGUUAGUGAUCAUUCACUUUGGGGGGUUUUCUCUUGAUCAUGCAAAAUUUACAUGUACUUCAGAGAAUCACAGUCUGCAUUUGUUUGACCUGUGAAAAAUGACGAAUGACUAUCAAUUUUAUGUUUUCCACACUCAUUAAAAAUUUGAAAAAAAAAAAAGGAUUGUCCGUUAAUUGCCAAGGUUGCAUGCAAUCUGAUGUGAAAGCUGUCGGUGCAAAUGAGUAAUUUCCUUUUUCUUAAUAACUUGGCACAACGGCAUUUAAAUUGAUACAGAUGUGUUUUGGUUGUCUGCAAUAAAUGGGCCAAUGAUACUGAACACAAUAGGG
Acanthaster planci (crown-of-thorns starfish) is the source of this 5927-nucleotide messenger RNA. RefSeq names its product optineurin-like. Gene Ontology annotation, biological process: regulation of canonical NF-kappaB signal transduction. Lineage: Eukaryota; Metazoa; Echinodermata; Asteroidea; Valvatida; Acanthasteridae. Gene Ontology annotation, molecular function: K63-linked polyubiquitin modification-dependent protein binding. Gene Ontology annotation, cellular component: cytoplasm; nucleus. The record is from RefSeq and is a predicted model, not a curated record.